AUGAAGGCCUUUUCCGCCUUCUCGCUCCCGUUGCGCCGGCUUACCACUCGACGGCCAUGGACCUGCUCCAACUGUCGUGGAGGCCCGUUGGCGCAGCAGUCUAGCCGGGCACAACAGCAGCAACAGCACCGAUUUGGCAACACUGCACGCGGGUUCUCCUCGACAACCACGAAGGCUGCGAUCAGCAGGGCUGCGCCUAAGACUGGCGGUGGUCGCAAGGGUGGUCGCGUGUGGCUCCUUGCUUCUGGUGGUGGCGCUGCGACCGCGGGUGUCCUUGCGUUCACCGACGAUAUCAAGUACGGCUACGAUGCGGCGGAGCGCGCCGGCCGUGUUGCUGCUGCGCUCGCGGUGUGCAUUAACGACUACCGGACGACUCUCAACCAAAAGGAAACGAUAGACGAUCCCGAAUUAGCAAACAAGAUCCUGAAGGACUGUCACCAGCGAUGCGCCGAUCGAACAUUGAAGGUUCUAGAGAAGAAUGGUGGAAUCUUCAUCAAGCUGGGUCAGCAUCUUAGUGCGAUGAACUACCUCCUCCCGCAAGAGUGGACAAACACAUUUAUCCCGCUACAAGACAAGUGCCCCGUAUCCUCCUUCGAGUCAAUUGAGGAAAUGUUCCGCAAGGAUACUGGAAAAGAGCUCUGGGACUACUUCUCCGAAUUCUCCAACGAACCGAUCGGUGCUGCGUCUUUGGCCCAAGUACACACCGCGACAGUAAAGGACACAGGAAUGCCUGUAGCCGUCAAAGUGCAGCAUCCCGGACUAGGCCAGUGGUCUCUUCUCGACCUAGCUCUGACACGAUUCACGUUCUCGACACUCAAGCGCUUCUUCCCGGAAUAUGAUUUGGAAUGGCUUUCCAACGAGAUGGAUAUUUCAUUGCCGAAGGAAUUGGAUUUCAGGGAAGAGGAGUACAAUGCCAAUCGCACAAGGGAACAUUUCUCUAAGCUGCCCGAGCAUCCACUCGUCGUUCCCGGUGUUCUCUGGUCGAAGGAGCGAAUUCUGGUCAUGGAGCGGGUCCCGGGACAUCGAUUAGACGACCUCGAGUACCUCGACGCCAACGGUAUUGAUCGAGACGAAGUUUCCGCUUGUCUCGCACGUAUUUUCAACGAAAUGAUCUUUGGCCAUGAUGCGACCCUGCACUGCGACCCCCACGGCGGAAACCUGGCCAUCCGGAAGAACGAGUCGCGGCGCGGCCUCCGCGGCGGGCACAACUUUGAUAUAAUUCUCUACGAUCACGGCCUCUACCGCGAAAUCCCCCGCGACCUACAGCGCUCCUACGCCAAGAUGUGGCUCGCCGUCAUCGACGGGGACAUGAAGCGCAUGCGCAAGUACGCCAAAGAGGUGGCCAACAUCAACGACGAGCAGUUCCCCCUCUUCGCCUCCGCCAUCACGGGCCGCGACUGGAGCGUCCUCAACAGCGAGGGCUCCGUCCUGCAGACGCGCACGGCCGACGAGAAGAAGGAGAUGGGCGACGCGCUGCAGGAGGGCCUCAUCGUCGACCUCGUCCAGCUCCUCGGCCAGGUCCCGCGCAUUAUUCUCCUCAUUCUCAAGACCAACGACCUCACCCGCAGCCUCGAUGAGAAUCUGCACACCCGCCAGGGCCCCAUCCGCUCCUUCAUGAUCCUCGCGCGGUACUGUACGAGGACCGUAUUCGAGGAGCAGCUCGAGGAUCUCAAGCGGCGGGGCUCCCUCCUGUGGCUGCCGAAUACUUUGCGCCUCGUGUCCGCGUGGAUCGGGUUCUUGAGGGUGGAGUUCAAGCUUGGGGCCUUUGAGCUGUAUCUCAGCGCCAAAAGGGUAUUUGGGUUCAAGGGCGUGGAGUUUUCGGCUCCGGGCAUGUGA
Molecule: messenger RNA, 1836 nt
Organism: Colletotrichum orchidophilum
Lineage: Eukaryota; Fungi; Ascomycota; Sordariomycetes; Glomerellales; Glomerellaceae
Product: ABC1 family protein
Exons: 3
Coding region: 1-1836 (611 amino acids)
Biological process (GO): mitochondrion organization; lipid homeostasis
Cellular component (GO): mitochondrial inner membrane
Source: RefSeq, a predicted model, not a curated record